AUGCAUUACUUCAUGCUGCACCUGAGCGUCGCCGACCUGGUCGUCGCCUUCUUCAACGUGCUGCCGCAGCUCGCCUGGGACGUCACCUACCGCUUCCAGGGCGGCAACGACCUCUGCAAGUUCGUCAAGUUUGCGCAGGUGUUCGGCAUGUUUCUCUCCACCUACGUGCUGCUUGUGAUGGCAGCCGACCGCUGGGCGGUCAUCUGCCGGCCGCUGGUCAGCAUGAUGUGGACGCCGCGCAUGGCGCAUGCGCGCGUCGCAGCCGCCUGGCUGCUCUCCGGCGUUCUCUCCUUACCACAGCUCUUCCUCUUCUCCUACCGCGACCUCGCCUACGUGCUGUGGACGUGCUGCGUCAUGUUCGUGCUGCCGACGCUGCUGCUCGCCGUCAUGUACACGUGGAUCUGCGUCGUCGUCUGGGGCCGCUUCCACGCGACGCUGCUGCCGUCCGCCGCAGCGCCCCCGCCGCCGUCUCCCUCCGGUGCGUCGCCUAGAACGGAGAGCCGCGAUAACAGCAGAGGGAGUGCGCGCACGUGCCGGCACGGCGGUAAGCAGGAGCACAGUAACAGCAGCGGGAGUGCGUCCGCUUGUCGGCACGGCGUUACCCACAACAGUAACAACAGGAGGGGUGCUUCCGCGAGUGAGAGCAGAGGGGGCGCUUGCGCGUGCCGGCACGGCGAUAACGAGAAGAACAGUAACGACAGAAGUGGUGCAUCCGUGUGCCGGCACGGCGGUAACGCGAUGAACAGUAACGACAGAAAAGGUGCAUCCACGUGCCGGCACGGCGGUCACCAAGAGAACAGUACCGAUAGAGAAGGCGCGUCCGCGUGCCGGCAUGGCGGUAACGAGGAGAACAGUAACAGCAGGGGGAGUGCGUCCGCGUGCCGGCACGGCGGUAGGGACCGGCUGUCGCGCGCCAAGGUGAAGACGGUGAAGAUGACUUUGGCCGUCGUGCUGUGUUUUGUCGUCUGCUGGACGCCGUUCUUCCUCACGACGCUCUGGUUCGUCGUCGACGAGCGUCACGCCGUGAAGACGCUCACAGGUAAGUUCUGGUUCCGAUGGUCGCCAUCUUUGGUGGUCGCCAUCUUUAGGGGCCGCCAUCUUUGA
This is a messenger RNA of Priapulus caudatus, 1104 nucleotides long. RefSeq names its product oxytocin receptor-like. Lineage: Eukaryota; Metazoa; Priapulida; Priapulimorpha; Priapulimorphida; Priapulidae. Gene Ontology annotation, cellular component: membrane. Gene Ontology annotation, molecular function: peptide binding; vasopressin receptor activity. The transcript has 2 exons. The record is from RefSeq and is a predicted model, not a curated record. Gene Ontology annotation, biological process: G protein-coupled receptor signaling pathway. Bases 1 to 1104 code for a protein of 367 amino acids.